AUUUUUUCAGAUGAGGAUCGAAAUCUCAUGAUCUGUUGAUGAAUGAUGAGGUGAUAAAGUAUUUUAUGACAGGAUUUGUUUCUCACUAAACCGCUACAGAUGGUGUUGAGAUGACAGAGUAAAUAUGUAUGGGAAACACGACACAUUCAUCGCUGUUGGUGUAUUAAUCAUCUCUCUAUUACCAUGUUGUCUGUCUGUACAGAAAGCCGUCACAAUAGAGGACCCUUGUACAGAUGGUCAGACAUACACUCUGGGUCGUGAUGGCUUGAUCGUCAUUAAGGCCAUUGGGAACAAGUUUUUUACUGGUUCCUGUUUGGUGACUCUUCGAGCAGAAGACCCUCUUUAUCAAUGCUCCAAGCUGUGUUUCUCUGUUGACGCCUUCAAGCUUCAAACCUGUGGUCUACGUCUUGCCUUUUAUGAUACCGGUGUGUGGAAUUAUGGGUCAGCUCCGCCUGCCUGGGUUGGAGGCUGUCAAAAUCAGAACAUUCAGAAUAAGAAAUGGUGCAGUAGCGGGAGCACGGCUACGGUUAGACUGGAGAAUCUACGUGGGUUUCCAGUCAGUAUGGUACAGAAGUACUCGUUCUAUAUGACAGCGGUGUCUAUUUGUUCAGAGGAUGCUAGAAUACCACAGGAACAGAUUGCAGAGUCUGCGUUUGGUGGCAGUAUGAGUGUUACUGUCAUUAUCAUCAUUGCUGUCCUGGGCUGUGUCACCAUAUGUACCUGUGUCAUUGUUAUAUUUCUGGUGUGGUACGUCAAACGCCGCACAGCCAUGGAACGGGGGCGGGCCCAUGAUUACACACUUCACAUACCACGAUCAGCAUCAGAGAACUAUCACCCAGUACAAGCCACAGACAAUGGUUGUCAUAGUGACCAAGAAACAUUUGAUUUAAUGAAGGAGUCAGUGCAAAGUGACAGAAUCUGGCAGGAACCCAGUGCCCCUCCCCAGGAGGGUGAAGGAGAGGGUCCCCAGGACCAGAGACCCCCCAGUUACUGCAGCACUCCUCCAGAAUACAGACCUUUUGUCCCAAAUAAUGAACAGGCAUCCUCAAAUGAAGAAAAGGUUUGAGGUCAGAGGUCAUGACCUCAUCUACAUUUCAUUCUUACUGCAUUAGAAUUGUAUAUUUACAAAUGUUUUCUGUGAAGUAUGAUUCUUGAAUUUUAGAAGUGAAUGCUAUUAAGAAAUAUUCAUAAAAAAGCAGUUGUAGUUCAUUUCUAGUUGGAAAACAACAAGCAUUAUCAGGAUAUGAAUUCUAUGAAGUUGUUUGUAUUCCCUUAAUGAGUCAUAAAAGCUUUUGUUUGUCAAUUAAACUGUGCUAAAAGCUACAGUAUAAUAAAUCUUUAUGAGAUUAAGUGAAAAUUGUAUUUUCUUAUAUGUAUAAUUUUCAUUGUUGAGGAUGUAUUCUUAUUUCAUGUUGUUGUUGUACAUACAUGUAGAUUUGUAAGAAUGAUACGCAAGAAAAGUGUUCCACAAUUAAUUCGCAAUGUAUGUACUACACAAUUGUGAAAUGUCUUAUUGUUCAUAUAAAAUGUUUUAAGAUUGAUUCACUAAUAGAGCUUUGUUAUGAUACAAGGCUUCUAUCAAUGUUCCGUGUUAAAAUCAAUUUUCCAGGUAGUUUCUUAUUUAGCCUUAUAUGCGUGUGCUUAAAAGUUAUUGAUGAUCAAAGAAAUUGAAGUCUUGUUCAUUUUAAUUGUGCCAUAUGUGAGGCAUUGAUAAUGUAGUUUACUUGCAUGUUGUACAAUGUAUGUGUGCUAAUUUUUUACAGGGCAUUUUUCCCCAUUUUUUUU
Saccostrea echinata is the source of this 1785-nucleotide messenger RNA. RefSeq lists its product as uncharacterized. Lineage: Eukaryota; Metazoa; Mollusca; Bivalvia; Ostreida; Ostreidae. The transcript has 6 exons. Bases 125 to 1066 code for a protein of 313 amino acids. The record is from RefSeq and is a predicted model, not a curated record.